AUGGGGCGGCAGGACCUCCCGCGCACUGACGGGCCCCCGCCGAUGCUCCCGUGGCCACUGGCCCUCCUGGCCCUGAGCGCGUGCUGCCGCUGGGGGGUGGCCGGCGGGGCGGGCGGCACGGUGGCCCAGCAGCAUGCCGCCCCCGAGACCCCUUCCUCUUCGUCCUCAUCCUCCUCUUCCUCUGCCCGGGCACCCCUCGACUGGCUCCUCACCGACCGGGGACCCUUCUACCGAGCCCAGGAGUACGUGGACUUUGUGGAGCGCUACCGGCAGGGUUUCACCACCAGGUACAGGAUCUACAGAGAGUUUGCUCGCUGGAAGGUGAAUAAUUUGGCCUUGGAGAGGAAAGACUUCUUCAGCCUGCCGCUUCGCCUGGCCCCCGAAUUCAUCCGCAACAUCCGUCUGCUGGGACGCCGGCCCAGCUCCCAGCAGAUCACCGACAGCCUCAUCAAAAAGUAUGGGACACACUUCUUGCUCGCCGCCACGCUGGGAGGAGAGGAGUCCCUGACCAUUUUUGUGGACAAGCGCAAGCUGAGCCGGAGGGCAGAGCCCGCCGGGGGGGCCGGGAACAGCUCAGGGGUCUCGCUGGAGACCCUGCACCAGCUGGCAGCCUCCUACUUCAUCGACCGGGAGAGCACGCUGCGCCGGCUGCACCACAUCCAGAUCGCCACGGCCGCCAUCAAGGUGACCGAAACACGGACAGGGCCACUUGGCUGCAGCAACUACGACAACCUGGACUCGGUGAGCUCCGUCCUGGUGCAGAGCCCCGAGAACAAAGUGCAGCUCCAAGGGCUCCAGACGGUGCUCCCCUCCUACCUGCGGGAGAGGUUCGUGGCGGCCGCCCUCAGCUACAUCGCCUGCAGCUCGGCCGGGGAGCUGGUGUGCCGCCGGAGUGACUGCCGCUGCCAGUGCCAGCCCGCCUUCCCCCGCUGCAACUGCCCCGAGGCCGACGUCCAGGCGCUGGAGAGCAGCCUGGCCCAGCUCCAGCGAGCCUGGGAGAGCCACCACGGCCAGUUUGAGGAGUCAGAGGAGUUUCAGGCCCUGGUGAAGAGGCUCCCCGGGGACCGUUUUCUGAACAGGACGGCCAUCUCCCACUUCUGGGCCAUGGACCUGGACAUCCAGCAUCGCUACCAGCAGCUGGGCACCAGCCUGAAGCUUCUCUCCAGGAAAACCCACCGACUCAUCCGGCGGCUCUUCAACCUCAGCAAACGCUGCCACCGGCAACCUCGCUUCAAACUGCCGAAGGAGAGGUCCCUCCCUUACUGGUGGAGCCGCGCACAGUCGCUCCUGUACUGCAGCGAGACCGCCGUGCCUGGGACCUUCCUGGAAGAAAGCCACAGCUGCACGUGUCCCUCCGACCAGCCCUCCUGCCAGGGGUCCAUACCGUGUGCCUUGGGCGAGGGGCCAGCCUGCGCCAGCUGUGCCGAGGACAACAGCACCCGCUGCGGGACCUGCAACCACGGCUACGUGCUCACCCAGGGCUUCUGCCGCCCCGAGGUGGCCGACUCGCUGGAGCACUACCUGGGGCUGGAGACGGACCUGCAGGACUUGGAGCUCAAGUACCUCCUGCAGAAACGAGACAGCCGCAUCGAGGUGCACUCCAUCUUCAUCAGCAAUGACAUGCGCCUGGGGAGCUGGUUCGACCCCUCCUGGAGGAAACGCAUGCUCUUGACCCUGAAGAGCAACAAGUACAAGCCUGGGCUGGUUCACGUGAUGUUGGCCCUCUCCCUGCAGAUCUGCCUCACCAAGAACAGCACGCUGGAGCCCGUCAUGGCCAUCUACGUCAACCCCUUCGGGGGAAGCCACUCGGAGAGCUGGUUCAUGCCCGUCAACGAGGGCAGCUUCCCAGACUGGGAAAGGACUAACGUAGAUGCCUCCGCCCAGUGCCAAAACUGGACACUCACCUUGGGCAACAAGUGGAAGACCUUCUUUGAAACGGUCCACGUCUACUUGCGGAGCCGCAUCAAGUCUCUGGAUGACAGCUCCAACGAGACAAUCUACUAUGAACCCUUAGAGAUGGCAGAUCCCUCCAAGAACCUGGGGUACAUGAAAAUCAACAGCUUGCAAGUCUUCGGCUACAGCCUGCCCUUUGAACCGGACGCUAUUCGUGACCUGAUCCUUCAGCUGGACUACCCCUACACCCAGGGCUCCCAGGACUCGGCCAUGCUCCAGCUGUUGGAGAUCAGGGACCGAGUGAACAGGUUGUCACCCCCUGGCAAAACCCGCCUCGACCUCUUCACUUGCUUGCUCCGCCACAGGCUCAAGUUGGCCAACAACGAGGUGGCGAGGAUCCAGUCCUCCCUGAGGGCCUUCAAUGCCAAGCUGCCCAACGCGCUAGAGCAGGAGACGGGCAAGCUGUGCAGCUAA
Messenger RNA from Gymnogyps californianus (California condor), 2367 nucleotides. RefSeq names its product BMP/retinoic acid inducible neural specific 2 (gene BRINP2). Gene Ontology annotation, biological process: positive regulation of neuron differentiation; negative regulation of mitotic cell cycle. The transcript is spliced from 7 exons. NCBI's taxonomy places the organism in Eukaryota, Metazoa, Chordata, Aves, Accipitriformes, Cathartidae. The record is from RefSeq and is a predicted model, not a curated record. The coding region runs from base 1 to 2367 and encodes 788 amino acids.